Adineta steineri is the source of this 4044-nucleotide messenger RNA. The record is from the annotation of a GenBank genome assembly. NCBI's taxonomy places the organism in Eukaryota, Metazoa, Rotifera, Eurotatoria, Adinetida, Adinetidae.
AUGACAAAAUGUCUUCUCAAGGCUUUAAAAGCCGUUGACCUUGACAAACAUAUUGGAUUAUUUCGUUCACUUGGUUAUGAUUCUGCAGGUGCAUUAGCACAUUUUCGUACCGAACAUUUUGAAAAAUUAAAUUUCAAUGAACAAGAAUUACUUCAUUUAAUUUCUUUACUGGAUGUUCUUAAAGAAGCAACACGUGAUGGAAAAAUUUGUACACAUAAUUUUUCUUCAACAAAAUCAACUCAACAACAGCAACAACAAUCAAAUAUCAAAUCUAAUCCUAUUAUACGAGCUGCUUGGUGUGAUGAUACAAAUCCACAAAAAAAUUCUCAAUCAAAAAGAUCUAAAAGUUCAAUAGAUAUAACAAGACGUUCAUCAAUACAACGGAAUUAUUCAGAUGAUUUUAUAAUACAAAAAACAUCGACAGUUCUUAGUAGAGAACAUAUUAUACCAACAAAACCUAAUCAUCAAAUUAUUUCAGGAUCAAAAUCAUUUUUAAAUCGACCACCAAUUGAACAUGUGAAAGUUAAAUCAUAUAAUUAUGGUAUUCCAACUAGUAGACGUUCACGAAGUAAUACUCAUCGUAGUAAUUUUCAACAGGAAACAAAUUAUCAUCAUAGUCCAUUAUUUGUUUCAUCUCCACGUCAUGCAACUGAUACAAUAUCAUAUGCGAAACCAGCUGAAAUAUAUGUUUAUGCUCGUAAACGACCAUUAUUAUCAAAUGAAACUAAUUUUGAAGAUACAGUAACUGUACCUGAUAAUAAACGUGUAAUUAUCACAGAAAACAAAGCAAAUCUUGAUUGUACACCUUUACUUAAAAAAACGGAAUUUCAAUAUGAUCAAGUAUUUGGAUCUGAUAUUUCUAAUAAACAAGUAUUUGAAUCAACUGUCUUACCAUUUAUAUCAACAGAUCAUCGUCAUAAUUUAACUUAUAUUUGUUUUGGACAAACAGGAUCUGGUAAAAGUCAUACCAUAUUUGGUAGUAAAAGUACAGAUGGUUUACUGAUUUAUUGUACUCAACUAUUAUUACAAGAGGUUAAUAUUGAUAAUAAACUUAUUUGUUCAUUUUAUGAAAUAUAUAAUAAUCAAGUUUAUGAUUUAAUUAAUGUUGGAAAAAGAUUAUUUGUACGUGAAGAUAGUGAACAUCAUGUAAAUGUUAUUGGUGUAACCGAAGUUCUAUUAAAAAAUUUAGAUAAUUUACGUUGUGUCAUUGAUAAUGGUUUAACACGACGACAUCAUGGAAAAAGUGCAUUUAAUUCAAAUUCAUCACGUUCACAUGCAGUUUUUCAAAUUAUAUUAAAAGAUAAUUAUAAUUCAGGAGAAAAUUUCAGACUUAUAUUUAUUGAUUUGGCUGGUAGUGAACGUGCGACAGAUGCCCAAAAUAAUCUUCGACAAACUCGUCGCGAAGGUGCACAAAUAAAUUGUUCAUUAUUAGCAUUAAAAGAAUGUAUACGUUCAAUGGAUCUGACACAUUCACAUGCACCAUUUCGACAAAGUAAAUUAACACAUAUAUUACGAGAUUCUCUCGUUGGUUCGAAAACACGUACAUGUUUAAUGGCAAAUGUAUCACCACCAAGUGAUUGUUGUCAAUGUUCAUUAAAUACACUUCAAUAUGCUUCACGUAUUCGUGAUAUAAGUAUUCGGCAUCGAAUUCGUACAAUGCCAAUAGUUGACAUACAAAUGAAUUCAAAUGAUAAUAUUAUAAAAGAACAAGAAAUUGCUCAUGAUAACCCACAAAGAAUAUUUCGACCAGCAACAGCAUCAACACCAGUUCAUCGACUUAUUUCAUCAACUGAUGAAAAUAUUUAUAUGUCAAGAAAUCAAACAGAUAUCGAUGCUCGUAAAACCAAACCACUUGAUAUUGAUUGGCAAAUAGCCAAUGACGAUAUUCCAAUAACAGGUGGUGGUGAUAAUCAUUUAUUAAAAACUUUAGCAUCAUUAAAACGUGAUUUUAAAAUAAAUUCCCAAACAAAUAAUAAACAGCCUAUAAAUCGUUUACAUCAAAAGAAAAUCGAUGAUAAUGAUGAAAGUCCGUCAAGUUAUUUUCCAUUACCACAAUCUGAUAUUAAAAAAUCUUCAUUAAAUAAAACAAAUAAAAAGCCACAGUUAUAUGAAAAUUCACGUCUUAUGUAUGAGGAUGGAAAUGAACGACAAUGGAAACCAAUUUCAUCUACAAUAUCUCAACGUCUUUCCGAUCCAUCCAUCAAAUCUUCAAAUCCGACGAAACUUACUCAUGUUGCCGCUUCUACUCAACUAUUUGAUAAUAAACCAUAUAGUAAUGGAACAAGUACAGAAAAUCUUCGAACAAAGACAAUACUUAAUGAUAAACGACAUAAAAAAUCUAGUUCACAUAAUACAUUAGCUAAAAGUUUAAAUAUAAAUAAACAAUAUGAUAUAGGUAAAAUUACAAAAGAUAUUGAACCAAUGAUUUAUUCAGAUCGUCAAACAGCAUAUCGAGAUCAAACAGGAUUUUAUACGAAUCGUAAUGAAUUAUUAUCUAUUGUAUCAAGUCGAUUAUCAACCGUUGGUCAACGAGCAUCAUCAGUUGUAACUCCAAGAAAAUCAAGAAUUAAUUCUCAAAAUUCUAUUAUUAAUUCAUCACAAACAAAUAAAUCUAAGAAUUUGAUUUCAUCAUCAAAUAAAACACGUCAUAAAACUCGUCCAAUUAAAUCUGCAUCAUCAACAACUAGUAUUGCAAGUGACAAUCCAAUAAAAAAAUCUUCUUUUGAUAAUAAAAAACUUAAAACUACAUCAUCAUAUGAUUAUCAAAAAUUCGAUCCAACAAUUCGACAUUCACCUAAUCGUCAUCAACGAACAGUACCUUUACGUGUUCAUUACAGUUCUGAUUCCGAAGAAAAUGAUAAUGAAAAAAUACAUCAAAGGAAAUUCUAUCCAUCGAAAUAUCCUGUAUAUUCAACACGUAGUGAAGCCUGUCAAACAACAGACGACAUUUAUUCAAUGAAAAAUGAACAAGAACAAACAGAGGAUUAUUUACUUUACAAACAAAUUCCUAAAGAGAAAGAUACGAUUAAGAAUGCAGAACAAUCAUCAUCAUCAGCUUUCGCACCAAUAUUAACAUCAUUAUCCUCGCCAGCAUUACUAUCAAGUACAUUAACACAAGCUCCACUUGACUCAGCUAAAGCUCUCUUUAAUUACUCAUCACCACCGCGAUCAUCGACAAAUGUUAAUAAUCCACAACCAACAUCAAGUUCAUUCAGUUCACCAUCAAAAGAUUUUGCACUACGAGUAUCAGAUCAAUUAAGUGCAUUACGUACAUUACUUGAAACUCAUCUCGUAGAAUCAAAUGAAAUAAAACGUUCGACAAAAGAUUCUUUAAUAUUUCAAUCAUCUCCAGGUACAUUUGCAAAAGAUUUUCUUAAAUCAUAUCGUCAACCGUCAGUUCGAAGUAAUUCAACUGAGUUACUUACUGAUACUGAUGAUGAUGAUAAAGAAGUCGCAAGAAAUUUCCAUAAUAAUAAUACUGAAAAACCAUUACAAUAUGAAAGUGAUCUUUUAUCAUCAACAAAUCCGCCUGAAUUUUUAUCAAAAUAUCAAUAUGAACAAAUAAUUCAGCCAAGUUUAUCAUCACUUUCAAGUGUACUAAAUCAAAUACGAGCUAAUUCAUCUGAUGAACCUCCAUCAAUAUCAAAUCUAGCAGUUAAAAUAGAUACAAAAGAAUCAUCAAAUUUAUUAAAUCAAAAUGAUGAAAAUAAUGCUAUUAAUAAAAAUAAUAGUAUGACAACAAGUGAUAGUGAACAUACAUCACAAGUAAAUUCAGCAUUACAAAAUCCAUUUACAAAAACAUCAUCGGAUGGUUCAUAUUCACAUCAUUCUUUAAUACGAUCACCUAUUCAUGUAUCAUCCUAUGAUAUAACGAAUAGAAAAAAUCAUGAUCAUGAACAUUUAAUAGAUCAUAGUAAAAGUAAUUCAUUUCUAACAACGUCUCCAUUCGAUACAUUAUUGAACAGUCUUAAAGUUAUGCGUGAAAAAGAUCUGGAUUUUGUUGUUCAUACCGGCGAUGAUAAACUCAUUCCUGUUGCCGAGUAG